Messenger RNA from Trichoderma virens Gv29-8, 2661 nucleotides. RefSeq lists its product as uncharacterized. The record is from RefSeq and is a predicted model, not a curated record. NCBI's taxonomy places the organism in Eukaryota, Fungi, Ascomycota, Sordariomycetes, Hypocreales, Hypocreaceae. The transcript has 2 exons. Bases 1 to 2661 code for a protein of 886 amino acids.
AUGGCCAUGUCCACGGCUUCCAAAUCAUUUGCCAUCAACGGCCCGCACACGGCAGGCCUCUUUGCAGACAUGAGUGUUGAUGGUCCUAUCAUCGGCACCCUCGUUGCCAUCGUCGACCGCGCAAAGAACUUGCCCAACCGCAAGACCAUUGGCAAGCAGGAUCCUUACUGCGCCGCCAGGCUAGGCAAGGAAGCCAAGAAGACGGCGACGGAUGUCAGAGGCGGCCAAACGCCUAAGUGGGACCAGGAGCUCCGGUUUACGGUGCAUGACUCGGCCGACUACUAUCAGCUCAAAAUCUCCGUCUUCACCGACGACAAGAAGACAGACCUCAUCGGAGAGUCAUGGAUCGACCUCAAGGGCAUCAUUAUUCCUGGAGGAGGCCAGAACGAUGUGUGGCAGACACUGACCUGCCGCGGCAAGUAUGCGGGGGAAAUUCGACUCGAAAUCACCUUCUACGACAGCAGGCCAAAGCCCGACAAGCCUGCCGCCAGACCAAGACAGUCCAUGGGCGGCGAGCUGGACAACAUGUCGCCUAAACGCAAGGAUAUUGUGAAAAGACGUCCCCUGCCGACUGAUCCCGUCACCGGCGAGGUCACUGCAAAUAUCUCGUCUCAAACCCCUCCAGAUUACCACCAGACGCCUCCUCGGCCCCAGGGCAAACCCAUCUCGCACUCACCAUUUGGCUCUACCAACUCUCUAAACGAAACUGGCGAGUACGGUACCCCGCCGCAAGGGAGUACUCGGUCCCGCCAUGCAGAUUAUUUUUCUUCACACUCGCCUAGCGCUCAGGGCCACCCUGGUUCCGGUCGUGUUGAGGGGCCUCGCCAGCCACGCCCGACACGACAGGACUCGUAUGAGAGAGAGAGAGGCUAUAGCCAAAAGAUACCCGUCUCGUCAUAUGAGCAGCAUGACCCCCGAGGGAGCAGCUACUCGCUCGCCGGGGAGACGUACGAGAUGAACCCGACAGAUGAUGCUGCUCAGUAUUCUCCUCAUGGCGACCCUCGACAGGCAGCUCCUCCGCCACCGGCUCAUCGAUCACGACAUAGCACUAGCCAAGAAGGUCUGCAAAGGAGAGGCGAUGAGUCACCUCAGAGGGCCGCUCCGCCUGCAUCCAUGAGAUCCGAUGUUCUGAAGAAUGAGGCUCAUAGAAACACCACACCGACCUACCCUGGCCGCCCAGUGUUCCGGGCCUAUGACCCGAGCCUAGCUACGCAGGCCCCUAUCCAGAAAGCCAUCACAUAUGAGCCGCACAACUCUUACGACGCCUAUGAUGCCCAGUAUCGUUCCAUGCAACCCACCGUGGAGGAUGUGCCGGAAUCGCCUCCAGGCUCCAUGCGAAACAGGCCUCGUCGAAGCAUCCCUCCACUGGAUGAGGUUGUAUAUGACGCUGGCCAGAUCCCCAUGUCGUCAGGCCUCAGUCGUUCUCCAGGAGCAUCUCCUGGUUACCUAAGUCAAUCCCCAGGAGGCUAUCCGGCGUACCAGGAGCAGCCCCGGAACCAGAAUUCGGUCUCCCCUCUGUCUGCCAGAGAUUACACUGAGAGCCCAGGGCAGAUGACGCAGUAUUCUUAUAGCAGCCAAAGCCAGCGCCCCAAUCAACAGCGUGAGCACGAGACAACCUAUAUCCAGAGUUCUUCGAGCUACGGACUUCCCGCAUUGCCGCCGUCUUUGGCUCCCGGCGUGGACCCUAAUAUGGUUCAAGAGAUGUCCAAUAGGGCAUACGAAGACAGGCAUUAUGAUGGGCGAUACCAUAAUCACAACAAUCAAAUUGUGAGCACGUCUACUCGUGACCGCCAUAGGAGCGAGCCGCCGCCGCCUUCACACGAGCAAGCCUUUGGCACCUCGCCGCAGGCCUACGAAUCAUACGACAGACCAAGAUCCGGUGCCUAUGCCGGUGGGCCUGACCCGCAUGCGCAGGGAUAUCGAGAUGCUUCUCCUAAUCCCCAGCAUAGAAUCCGACGCAAGUCGGUCAGCCCUGCACCUCGUUCUUCUGACAAUAGGAGGCACUCCGACAUUCCCUUCAGUCCAGACUCCUACGAAGCCUUUAACCCUGGAAUGUCCUCUAGGGAUGGAUCACCUGGACUCGAUCAGCCAGAUCCACCAUCGAAGAUUGUGACACACGAUGGCCGAGAAAUUGACCCAUCUGAUCAUCUACCUGAAGAGUCUUGGGCUCCCGAGCCUGAGACCAAACCCGCUCCGCAAGAGCCCGCGCAGUCUCGCACCAGGCCACCCUUGUCUGGAGCACAGCCGAUGCCCCCGAGCGGCCGGAGACCACUCCGAAUUAGCAUGGCGAGAACCUCACAGGCCGUGGUGCCGUCCAACGCAUACGGUUACUCAGAGGGACCGCGUGCCCCCCCGGUGCAAGGCGGGAGACAGCGCCUCCAAAAGAAGACCCGUCAUUCGAUGGGGCCGACGACGUCUGCUCCAAAUCCUGACAAUUUCCAAUAUAGUUCAACUCGAUCACGCGCUGGCGCGUGGGAUUAUCCAAACGAGAACUAUGCACCUCAGUAUAACGGUGGUAAUCAGGGACCUCCCAUUCCGGCCAAAGUUCCACUCCCCAUCAUGAGCGGCGCCAAUGGAGGGGCGGAAGACAUGGCUCUGAUUCAGGAAAUGUCAACGAUUGACAUUGGCACGGGGCGCUCUAGACGCCGAGGAGGAUUCUAA